AUGCCCUGGGUAGGGGAUGGGAGCGCAGGACCUACCUCAUGCACCUCAGCCCCUGCCUUCCUGACCCAGCCUGCUCUCCAGUCUCUGUUCCAGGCCCCACAGACUGCAGUGUGCCCCCAGGUGAAGGCCAAGGCCUGCCCUGCGGGCUGGAGGAGCCCCGGCCUGCUGCUGCUGCUGCUGCUGGCACUGGCCACUGCUGGGGCUGUGGCCGGAGGACUUCUUGGCUUUGCUCACAGUCCCCCCAAGCCUCUGCUGCAGAUGCUCCGUCUGACCCCCCCAAGCCCUGGGGCACCCCGGUCCAACCAAACUGCACAGGUGGAUGCGGCCCGAAAUGUGGCAACCAUCCAGGUGACCUCGGCUCAGAGCAACCGCAGCUGGGCAGUGCUGUUCGACGGGCAGAGCGGCUGCGUCUGUUACCGCCCCUCGGAACACCCGGCCUGCUUCCUCUGCCCAAUGGAGCCCCGAGACCGUGAGACCCUACAGCUGCUGGUGAACACGUCCAGGGGCCACGGGCCCCCUGGCCCCAGCCAGGACACCCAUUACGCCCAGGAGCUGCUAGCAGUGCUGGGGAGCCGCGAGGUGGACCCUGCCCAGGUGGGCGACUCUGUGCGGUAUCUUUGCAGCAAGACGCCCAUUUACUGGGCCCGCCGAGCAGAGGGUAAGUCAGGAGCUGUUGUGGGGCCCGGGCGGAAGGGGUUGGAGCUGCGUGGGGCUCGCAGGCCCCUCCCCCCAGGGCCCCAGAGGCAGCGGCUCAUCUACCUGUGCAUCGACAUCUGUUUCCCCAGCAACAUCUGCGUGUCUGUCUGCUUUUAUUACCUCCCAGACUAA
Molecule: messenger RNA, 828 nt
Organism: Mustela lutreola (European mink)
Lineage: Eukaryota; Metazoa; Chordata; Mammalia; Carnivora; Mustelidae
Gene: BRICD5
Product: BRICHOS domain containing 5
Biological process (GO): regulation of cell population proliferation
Source: RefSeq, a predicted model, not a curated record